This is a messenger RNA of Tachysurus vachellii, 1397 nucleotides long. RefSeq lists its product as uncharacterized. The record is from RefSeq and is a predicted model, not a curated record. Gene Ontology annotation, biological process: Golgi to plasma membrane protein transport. Lineage: Eukaryota; Metazoa; Chordata; Actinopteri; Siluriformes; Bagridae. Gene Ontology annotation, cellular component: plasma membrane. The transcript has 4 exons. Bases 154 to 504 code for a protein of 116 amino acids.
AUAGGCCUCAUUUUAAAAGAAACAAGGAAGCGCACUUCAUAACAGUUUGCAGUACAAGGCACGGACUUUGUGUCUUUUCUUUCAUUUCACUUUCUUUUCCUCCGUUUAUUGACUGAUUUCUUCACUCAAGCCUUUCAGCAAUAAAACUGCACGAUGAGCAAAUUGGAAGAGACUCAGAAGGAGGUGGAGGAGGUGAAGGACAUCAUGCUGGACAACCUGAAUAAAGCAGAGGAAAGAAAAGAAAAACUGGAGGAUCUGGACCAGCGUGCUACUGAGUUACUGAAUAAAUCGCAGUCCUUCCAGAAGCAGUCAAAGAAGGUGAAACAGAAGAAGAGGAAGGAGUAUCUGAAGAGUAAAGCAGGACUAAUAGCGCUUAUGGCAGUGUUGGCACUGGUGAUCAUCGUCAUACUCGCCAUCAUGUUCAGCAGCGAACGCUCCGGUGACGGUGCAAGUGUGCAGAGAGCCGCCGUUACCUCUAAACCAAACAUAACAGAACAGCUGUAAUUCCUGGCUGAGGGAACACGACAAGGACAGAAAACAACAAAUGUUGACCUUUAAACAAAAGUAACAGACACUCUGUAUGUAAGGUGAAUUGUUGGACAUUGUUGAAAAUCACUAAUCUAUUCCUACAAAUUAGGCCAGUUUUAACUGUAAAGGUGCCAGAAGGAUAUUUUGAUUGCCCGGGAUACAUUUCCACCCAUGACUCCUUUGUUGUUACCACAAUAAACAGAACAGUCCUUUUUCACUACAUACAGUAGAUCUUUCCAUACAAAAGGAACAUUUAUUGCUGUGGAUCAUUUUUUAGCCAGAAAACCAAAAUGUCAGUCAGAAAUGAUCAUCAGACAAAUUUAUAUUUAGAAACCGAAAAUGUGGUUCUAGUUUUUCUUGAAAACUUGAUUAUUUUAUAAAGGUAUUUAUGUCGAUCGUAAAGAGGUCAUAGUGUCUUAUUAACGUAAUUUCUCCAUGUUGUAGACGUUGGACUUUGUAUGCUUAAGGAAUCUUUGCAUCCUUAAAUGUUUUUCAAGGAUUGAAGCUCAUUCAGGGCAGCACAGUGGUGGUAGCAUGGUGGUGGUAGCAUGGUGAUGGUAGCAUGGUGGUGGUAGCUUUGGCUACUGUCUCAGGUCCUCCUUGUGUCUAAGUGGGUUUUCUGGCUUCUUGGUACUGCCGCUAAAGUUGAGUGAAUUGACUCUUGGUACGAAAAAGUAGUUAUGGCUUCCUGGCUCAGGACCCACCAUAACUCUUACCUGAAUAAAGUGCUGAAAAUAAAUGAAUGAAUGAUACUCAUCACAGCAAACAUUCAGUAUAUUCAUGUUUCUUUGCUAUUAAAAAAGGUAAUGUUUUUUAAGCUGCUGUGACAUUGUUAAAAACACUACACAAAUAAAAUAUAAUGAAUGUGA